CAAACAGGAAACCGGAAGUGACAAUUACUGAAACUGGGAGGAAAACAUAGCGGCGGCGCCGAGGAGGAGCUGGCUGUGUAAAUGUUUUGUUUUUGUGACGGCGGAGGUAGGGGAAUUCAAUGAGAGGGGGGAAAAAAGAUGAACUCUCGUGCCGGGACUGGAUUUGAGGCUUUGCAAAGGGCACUGGCGGUUUGCUAAAUGGAGUCAGAGCAGCUGUACCACAGAGGCUACUCCAGGAACAGCUACAACAGCAUUGCCAGUGCCAGCAGCGACGAGGAGCUGCUCGAUGGAGCUGGCAUCGUCAUGGACUUUCACACUACUGAGGAUGACAACCUGCUAGAUGGCGACGCUUCCUCCCCAGGGUCUAACUACGCCAUGUCUAAUGGGGGUGGUGCACCCAGCAGCUCCACCCACCUGCUGGACUUCCUCGAGGAGCCCAUUCCCGGGGUGGGCACCUAUGACGACUUCCACACCAUCGACUGGGUGCGCGAGAAGUGCAAGGACCGCGAGAGGCACCGGAAGAUCAACAGCAAGAAGAAGGAGUCUGCGUGGGAGUUCUCCAAGAGUCUAUAUGACGCCUGGUCUGGGUGGCUGGUGGUCACGCUCACAGGCUUAGCCUCCGGUGCCUUGGCUGGUCUGAUCGACAUCGCUGCCGACUGGAUGAACGACCUGAAGGAGGGCGUGUGCCUGAGCGCCAUGUGGUUCAAUCACGAGCAGUGCUGCUGGACGUCCAAUGAGACCACGUUCGCCGAAAGGGACAAGUGUCCCCAGUGGAAGAGCUGGGCUGAACUCAUCCUGGGCCAGGCUGUGGGUCCAGGCUCGUACAUCAUGAACUAUUUCAUGUACAUCUACUGGGCACUGUCCUUCGCCUUCCUCGCCGUGUGUCUCGUCAAAGUUUUUGCUCCAUACGCCUGCGGAUCAGGGAUCCCAGAGAUCAAGACCAUCCUGAGUGGGUUCAUCAUCAGGGGAUACCUGGGCAAGUGGACCCUGAUGAUAAAGACCAUCACUUUGGUGCUGGCGGUGGCGUCGGGCCUGAGUCUAGGAAAAGAGGGUCCGCUGGUCCACGUGGCGUGCUGCUGCGGGAACAUCUUCUCUUACCUCUUCCCCAAGUACAGCAAGAACGAGGCCAAGAAACGAGAGGUUCUCUCCGCCGCGUCGGCAGCUGGCGUGUCAGUGGCGUUUGGGGCGCCGAUAGGCGGCGUUCUCUUCAGCCUGGAAGAGGUGAGCUACUACUUCCCGCUCAAGACACUCUGGCGCUCCUUUUUCGCCGCCCUGGUGGCCGCCUUUGUCCUGCGUUCCAUCAACCCGUUUGGAAACAGCCGCCUGGUUCUGUUCUACGUGGAGUACCACACGCCCUGGUACCUGUUCGAGCUCCUCCCCUUCAUCCUUCUGGGUGUUUUCGGGGGCCUGUGGGGUGCCUUCUUCAUCCGAGCCAACAUCGCUUGGUGUCGGCGUCGGAAGUCAACCCGCUUUGGGAAGUAUCCAGUUUUGGAGGUGAUCCUGGUGGCGGCCAUCACGGCCGUAGUCGCGUUCCCCAACCCGUACACCCGGCAGAACACCAGCGAGCUGAUAAAGGAGCUCUUCACCGACUGCGGCCCGCUCGAGUCCUCGCAGCUCUGCCAGUACCGCAGCCAGAUGAACGGCAGCAAGGCCUUUACGGAAAACCCCAACCAGCCCGCCGGGCCUGGCGUGUACACCGCCAUCUGGCAGCUAUGCCUCGCUCUCGUCUUUAAAAUCAUAAUGACCAUAUUUACAUUUGGCCUCAAGGUCCCAUCAGGCUUGUUCAUUCCUAGCAUGGCCAUCGGGGCCAUCGCAGGGCGAAUCGUGGGCAUCGCCGUGGAGCAGCUGGCGUAUUACCACCACGACUGGUUCCUGUUCAAAGAGUGGUGUGAGGUGGGGGCGGACUGCAUCACGCCAGGGCUCUAUGCCAUGGUGGGGGCGGCGGCCUGCCUUGGAGGCGUGACCCGCAUGACGGUCUCCUUGGUGGUCAUCGUCUUCGAGCUGACCGGCGGCCUCGAGUACAUCGUGCCCCUCAUGGCUGCCGUCAUGACCAGCAAAUGGGUGGGCGACGCUUUCGGCCGCGAGGGGAUCUACGAGGCACACAUCCGUCUCAACGGGUACCCCUUCCUGGACGCCAAAGAGGAAUUCACCCACACGACGCUCGCGAGGGAGGUGAUGAGGCCGCGCCGGUGCGACCCGCCGCUCGCUGUGCUGACGCAGGAUGACCUGACCGUGGAGGACCUGCAGAGUGUCAUCAACGAAACCAGUUAUAAUGGUUUUCCGGUGAUCGUGUCCAAGGAGUCCCAGAGGCUUGUGGGUUUUGCUCUGCGCAGAGAUAUCACCAUCGCCAUAGAGAACGCUCGGCGCAAACAAGAGGGCAUCAUGCUGAACUCCAGGGUGUACUUCACUCAACACGCCCCCACCCUACCCGCCGACAGCCCCCGCCCCCUCAAGCUGCGCUCCAUCCUCGACAUGAGCCCCUUCACCGUCACCGACCACACCCCCAUGGAGAUUGUGGUGGACAUCUUCAGGAAGCUGGGGCUGCGCCAGUGCCUGGUCACUCACAAUGGGCGGCUUCUCGGCAUCAUCACGAAAAAGGAUAUCCUGCGUCACAUGGCUCAAAUGGCCAAUCAGGAUCCCGAGUCCAUCAUGUUCAACUGAUCCGCCCCUUUCAGGACGGGCGGGGGUGGGGGGAGGGAUGGUCAAUCUGUGACAUACUGACUUUUAUUAUUUUUCAUGUUCCAGAUGGCGCAAUCAGGCGUGCAAUAUUUUUUUUUUUCCAACACUGAUCCAUCCAUUAUUGUGAAGUCCCCCCCCCCC
This is a messenger RNA of Syngnathoides biaculeatus (alligator pipefish), 2820 nucleotides long. It is a transcript of the gene clcn3, whose product is annotated as chloride channel 3. The transcript is spliced from 14 exons. Gene Ontology annotation, biological process: transmembrane transport; chloride transport. Gene Ontology annotation, cellular component: early endosome; Golgi apparatus; synaptic vesicle. Lineage: Eukaryota; Metazoa; Chordata; Actinopteri; Syngnathiformes; Syngnathidae. Bases 199 to 2661 code for a protein of 820 amino acids. Gene Ontology annotation, molecular function: voltage-gated chloride channel activity. The record is from RefSeq and is a predicted model, not a curated record.